Molecule: messenger RNA, 2081 nt
Organism: Lepisosteus oculatus (spotted gar)
Lineage: Eukaryota; Metazoa; Chordata; Actinopteri; Semionotiformes; Lepisosteidae
Source: RefSeq, a predicted model, not a curated record
UUGGCGUCCCGUCAGGGAUGCCUUGUAGCUGCAGUGGCUUUAUAAAGAGGGAGCAGUGCACAGAGCAGAAGCUGAAGGUCUAAACCUGUCUCCCAUGGGGGACUCCAUAGAACUCCAAUUCAUCCAACAACGGAAGUUAGUCAAUCGGAUUGAGACGAGGGGUUUACUGUUUGGGAUCAGAGGCCGGCGAGUGGUUGGCCCUUGGGGAUCUCUGGCUGGGCUCCCGGGCCACACUGUGGAGUUGACCUCCUUCUCCUCUUCCCCCCUCCUUGCAGAAUCGGAGCACACCCAAGAAGCCAUCUGUCUGAGCGAGUGCCGGAAGGAAAAGGAGGAGAGAGACUAUUUUUGCCACAGUGAGUUUGCGAUCAACGGCAUCGUCCACGACAUCGAGGCCAUAAGCAAAGGGAUGAAGAUCCUGACAUUGCUGGUCAACAGCGACGGCUUCUACAAGAUGAGCCAGCUCACGAUCACCCCCGACGGUUUCUUCUUCAAAGUCCGGGUUCUGGUGGUGGAUACUUACAAGUGCGCCAAGCCCUGUCCGGACCUCAAACUUGGGAGCCGGUACAUUGUCAUGGGUCAGAUCUACCCCAGGCGGCGCAACCGGCCCAGCGAGCUGCAGGCUCUGCAGGUGGGGCGGCUGAGGGCUGGAGACGGGCUCGUCCGCAGCCACAGCUACGUCAAAAGGUUCAACAAGAGGAGAGACCAGAAGGUGCAGGAGGCGAAGCGCACCAAGUGCCGGUGAGCUCGUGCGCGUCGCCCCCUGCUGCACGGGCACGGACACUGCACCUGCUGCAAGGACACACGACUACUUAAGCAAUAUUAGAAGUGACUGCCCCUUAUCCGGAAUUAGAGGGGAGUACAGGCAGCAGUCAUUGCAUAUAAUGCAUCAUGCAAGUCUUUCUAUUUAUCUAUAUUUUUGGCUUUUCAGAUGGAAGUUGGGUGAAGCCCAGUGAUCCCUUUUCUGUACAGUCUGCAGAACUCUCCCCGUUGACAUGCUGUUCAAACCAAUAAUGGGGACCUGUUGGUUUGCACCCCAUUUGCUGUGCCUUUUAUAUAAAGCCAAAAUUAGGCCAAUGCCGAUUAAUGCGAUCUAUAGUUAAUAAUGAACAGUAAUUGCUGAGCUCUCAAACCAAAAGCAAAGCCCGUAUCCCCAGGUUUACGGUCGAUCUGUGCUGGGGCUGCAGGGCUUGCUAGCAGUGGCGCAGCCCCAGUCACACGCAUCCUGUCCCUGUCUCAGCGUGGGCAGCCCUGCCUUUGGCCGAAGCGGCUGUACUUGUUCAGGUUGCUCAGCUGUGCACUCUGCUGUAACUAUUACUUUGUUUAGGAAGCACUUCUCCAGAAGCGCUGGGUAGGUCCACAAGGGACGCCUGUACUGCUGGAAACUUUGCGGGAAGACCAGGGAGUCUCUGUUGACUUUCCCGAGUGGCCGGCCGAACAGAAACUCCUUCAUGUGCCCGAGUAAACAGCGCUCUGCCCUCACUCCGCGAUCGGUCUCUUAUCAGGGGUCAGGAAAUGCAGUUGUUGUUGUUUUUUUUUGCCAUGGAGGGGAGGGUAAGAACAACAACUAAAGAAAGGAGGCCAAAUUGGUGCUUUUACAAGCAGAGGUCGUUUUCUUAACUUUAAUGACGUGUGGUACAUGUGUCAAAAUAUUUGCCUGCACGCAGACUUCAAAGCCAGGGGCCGGAGGGGUGUGUGUGUGCGGAGCAGAGGCCGUAAAUCUUCCUGCGGGAACCCGAUCUGCGCGCCAUGGGCCGCUCGCGGACGGGAGACCCCCUCCGCCUGUUUGUCCAGGACCCCUCCUGAGAGCUGGGCUCAAAGGAAGCAUUAAAAAAAAAAAAAAAGACACGAGGGGAAAAAGGAAGAGGGUUAUGCAAAUGUGCUCCGCAGUGAAAUGGCACCUCCCUCCCUCUAGCAGAAGUCUCCAACUGCACAUGAAAGCGUCCCGUCCCUCAGCAGUGGGCAGGCGCGGGUAGUUUUGACCCAGGGUGGGCGUGAUGUGAAGAUAAAAAGCUUUGGAACUCUGCUGCUGCCGCUAUGUCCUUUUCUGAACGAUAUAUUAAAAUAUAUUUUUGAACACUUUG